AUGGCAAGCCGAUUCCCUACUCGAAUGACGGGGUCAUGGAUGAUCCGCACCGGACAGGCCCGAAAGAGGGCACGCGUGGCACAGAGGGCGGAGUGUCGGAGAAGCUUCGUGGUCCCUCGAACACGGAGGAGAAGAAGCCGGACAGUCCGAAGGAGGCUCCUCCUUCUGCCGCAUAGUGAACAACAGAAGCUCCCCACCUCCAGCGACGAGACGGUUUCUAAAGAAUCCAAGGAUACGAAGGACUCGAAAGAUUCGAAAGACUCGAAGAGCUCGAGCGGAGACUCGUCGUUGGGAGUGCUCGAGAAACCGGCUGAUCUGCCGCAAAAACCAUACGAUAUCCCUCACCCCAAGUCACCUGCCCCCGUGGCGGAGGAUCCUCUCGGUCUCGACACCAACAGUAACAUCAUCGACGGCACUAGCGGAGAGGAAGGCAGUCCGCUUCACUCGCUCUUGUUCUCGUUUACCAUGAUUGUGGUGUCGGAAAUCGGCGACAAGACCUUCCUUGUCGCCGCGCUGAUGGCGAUGCGUCACCCUCGCUUGCUGGUUUUCUCCGCCGCCUUCGCUGCUCUCAUUGGCAUGACUGUGCUUUCCGCCGUGCUGGGACACGCCGUCCCAACCCUGAUUCCCAAGUCGUUCACCAAGAUCAUGGCGGCGGUGCUGUUCUUCAUCUUCGGACUGAAAAUGCUGAAGGAGGGGCGCGAGAUGUCGCCGGACGAGGGUGUCGGCGAGGAGAUGAAGGAGGUCGAAAUGGAGCUGGAGGAGAAGGAACAUCAACAGCUCCGUAUGAACCGCCGUCGUUCCUCGGUGACUCCUCACGCGCUUGAAUCCGGACGCACUGGACGCCGCAAGUCCCGGUCCACGAACCGUCUGCCGUCGCCUCCGGAGAGUCUGUCGUCUUCGUCUUCGCGUGACUCGUCCCCGGCGCCUGGUCGUCGGUUGAACGAUGUCCUCGUGGGAAUGAACAACCUGUUUUCGCUUCUCCUCAGUCCUGCUUGGGUCCAGACGUUUGCGAUGACCUUCCUGGGAGAAUGGGGCGAUCGUAGUCAGAUUGCGACGAUUGCCAUGGCGGCCGGUCAGGACUACUGGUGGGUCACCGUGGGUGCCAUUACCGGACAUGGCCUCUGCACUGCCGCCGCCGUCAUCGGAGGAAGUGCUAUUGCUGGUCGAGUCAGCAUGCGUGUUGUGACGCUGGGCGGUGCCACCGCUUUCUUGCUGUUCGGGGCCAUUUACCUGAUAGAAGCGCUCUAUUAG
Molecule: messenger RNA, 1251 nt
Organism: Aspergillus terreus NIH2624
Lineage: Eukaryota; Fungi; Ascomycota; Eurotiomycetes; Eurotiales; Aspergillaceae
Product: TMEM165/GDT1 family protein
Exons: 2
Coding region: 1-1251 (416 amino acids)
Biological process (GO): calcium ion transmembrane transport; Golgi calcium ion transport; manganese ion transmembrane transport
Cellular component (GO): Golgi apparatus; fungal-type vacuole membrane
Molecular function (GO): manganese ion transmembrane transporter activity; calcium ion transmembrane transporter activity
Source: RefSeq, a predicted model, not a curated record